GCGGACUUGUUCCCCAAACGUUUAGUCUUAACGCGCACCGUUUGAAGAGUGUCUAUUUCUAAAAUUCGCUGCAGUUUCAUAUGAAAAAAGUCUAUUGAAAAUCAAUAUCUACAGAAAGUGUUCCCUUGUGACAGUAACGCGACAGAGAUGGAUCGUAUCCUCUCUUUAUACCAAUGUUUGUUUACGUCCGCAACGUUCAGGCGUCUAAAAUAGAUUCUUUUAUUAGAUAUCUGCUUUGACCCCGAUGUUAUAAGUUUCUUAUUGGACGCAAUUUUCACGGCGCUGAAGUCAAAAAGAGGUUAUGACCGAAGGAGGGCAUGAAGGAAAGAAAAUAACCCUUCCCCUCCCUAUCCCCAUCAUAAGAGCCGAAUCCGAAACCCAAACUCUAGGUCACUUAGUGUCAAGAUCCCCUGAACAAGUCCAGAAUCCAAAGAUCAUGGAGCCCGAAGCGCAGAAGCAGUCCCUUAGAAAAAGAAGAAACCUGUCCAAGAACAGGGGUCAAGCAACUAGACAAAGAGAAAAAACUCCCGAACCAGGUCGCACUCCAAUCCACGAAGAUACAACUACCUCUGAUGAUGAAGACAACUUUCCUCUACGUAAUUCUAGAGAGAUAGAAGCAGAUAGCACAUAUGAAGAAAUGAAACGCUUAGUGCAAGAACAAGCUGGUGCAAAGGAUCCAGUUUAUGAUAUAGACACCGAUGAAAUAAUGGAGCAAAGGACAUUGGCAGCUCAUGAAAGGAGACGUAGAAGCGUGUCACCCUUUGCUUUGCCGGAUAAAGAAAGGGAGGAGCUAUGUCAGUUAGAGCGUAAAUUUAGUUUUACUGAUCCUAAUAAUAAGUUAUUGAGUUCAAACUAUUCAUUGAAUCCGAAAGAAGAAGACACGGGUCGCCGUAAUUCGUUGACUAUCGAAUCUCCUAAAGACCGAAGGAGUUCACUGACACCUCCCACACCAACGAGCGCUUCCCCGAUAGAAAAGAAUAUGCCAUUUCCAAUACCUACUACGCCCAAAAAGUUGGAAGAAAUGGUUUAUCCUGAUGAAGUUAAAGAGAAAUCAAAGACUCCAGUUACUAAGGCAAACGUGUUUACUUUUGAUGAUAAAGAAACGAAGCUUGCGCCAAAAACCGCGUCAUUAUCUGACAUUUCUGUUAAAACUAGUGCGUCUAAGAUAAGUGACACUCCAGCAAAACCAUCUAAAGCUCCGGAAACUGUAGCGUCUGCACCCAGUGAACUAGUCACUAAGGUUAUACAAGUAGAAAGAACACCUAGUAAGAAGUUGUUACAAGAAAAUAAACCAGUUGUGGAAAUCAGAGAAAGAAUUGUUAGAACACCGAGUAAAAAAAUGCCAGCGGAUGUUAAACCAACUAUUGUAAAGCAACAACCCAAGCCAUCGACGAAAGAAGAGCCACAAAGUAAGGUACCACCAAUUAAACCUGCAAGGAGCAAAUCUGCAACAAGAUUUGGGAAUAAAACUAGUGAGAGUGAGAUGAGUGAGGACCAAAAUAUAGCUGCAGGGCCAAAACGGAAGGUUGUGCCUACACCAAGGAGGUUUUUGAAAAAUAGAUCUCCAAGAGCGAAUCGAUCCCAAUCUGUCGCCAGAGUAGAGGAAAUAAAGGUAAUAGAUAAAAGUGGUACCGCAAUCAGUCCAACAGGUCGGGAAAUUAUUGAAUUAAUGCAAGCUAGAGCCAGAAGUCUAUCCAUACCAAAAGAUGAUCCAAGACUUCCACCUGAAUACAGGAAUUAUAGUAAAAAAUUGCAGACACCGAACAGGACUCCUUCUGGAUCCAGAACUAGCAGAGGCAUAUCGUGUUCAAAAACUAUUCAAAUUAUAAGCGAUAAAGAAAUUUUAUCCGGAAUUGCGCCAACAAAUGUUGUUGUACCAGUGGCUAAAAAAGUGGAACGUGAUAAACACAGAAGACGUAGUUCGGGUUACCUGGAUGCAAGUCAAUCUGAAUAUACGUCUAGCUGUUAUUCAUCAUCACCUAGUGAAAAUGAAUAUGAUUUCGAUUUAUCCGAACGAACUGCAGAAUUGACACGAAAGUUAAAAGUAUUAAGCCAGGAAUCUCAGAAACGAGAUAACGAUAACGUUACGAAUGGAAAUGUCCCAAAAGACUAUAUAUGUAAGCCAGAAAAUGAAAAAUCUUCUGUUUUGCGUAAACGAAAAGUACCUGAUAACGAAAGUGGUAAAGAAAUUUUAACUGUAAAAGACAGACGAAAAUCUAUCGAAGAUAAGAAAUCUAAAAAAAGUGAUGAUAAAAAUAAGUCAGCAAAAUCGCGGUGGAAAUGUAUAGCAAACUGGCAACAAUUUAAGCAAGAACGUAAAACGGAUUAUGAUCGUCUAAUAUCUUUACGGAACAGAUGUGUUUGUGACCUGUUGCUGCUGAUAAUAAUUUUCGGCUUAGGCGGAAUAUUGUUUAAAUCGCUAGAAGGGUCCUUCGAAAAUGCUUACAAAUGCAGUACAAGGAAUGUAAAGCGAGAUUUUAUCGAGAGUUUAUGGCGAGGAACCCAUUAUUUGCGGGAAGAGGACUGGAAAUCUAUGGCCCGGAAAAAAUUGUAUGAAUUUGAAGAUCAAUUGCACACAGCGCAUGAAGCCGGUGUGACUUCGUACAGUGGGCAGCGUUCAUGGAAUUUCAUGAAUUCGUUCGUCUAUUGCAUGACAUUAAUUACUACUAUUGGAUAUGGGCAUAUUGCUCCUAAAACGACGUCUGGAAGGGUGGCGACCAUAAUCUACGCGAUCGUAGGCAUACCCUUGUUCUUAAUAGUGUUAGCUGACUUCGGUAAGCUAUUCACAAGGAUCAUCAAAUUCUUCUGGGCAUUUAUCAGAAGGUUCUACUAUACAAGAAGUUGCAGAAAAGUUAGAAGAACUGUUCCUGUUCAGGAGGUAAUGAAGGGUCUCAACAUAGUUUACGACGUUGUUCGGAGACCGUCACAAAUCUUCAAUGAAGAAGACAUGGAAAAUGCUGGAGAUGCACCACCACAACUAGGAAGGAAACCUAGUGACGCUCCACCACCGUUACCACCAAAGCCUGGUACUUUAAUAGUGAGGGAUAUUGACAACGAGACUGAACCAGAAUCUCCCGCACCAACCUUUGAAAUAGAUGACGAAUUCAAUCUUCCCAUAUCUGUUGCAAUAGUUAUUCUUGUUUUGUAUAUUAUCAUAGGUGCUGUAGUGUACAAUUUUUGGGAACAAUGGACCUUUUUCGAGUCUUUCUACUUUGUCUUCAUUUCAAUGUCUACAAUAGGUCUCGGAGAUCUAGUACCAGAUCACCCAAUUUUCAUGAUGUGUUCGAUUUUGUACCUAGUUUUCGGUUUGGCAUUGACUUCUAUGUGUAUUAAUGUUGUUCAAGAGAAAUUAUCUGAUACGUUUAAGCAGGCAAGUGCUAAGUUAGGAGCUACUAUAGGCUUAAAGGUAGCUGAUGAAGAUGGCAGCUUAGUACCUAUUACUCCCAUGCCUACAGAGGAUGUGCCAGUACACAAAUCGAAGAAAGAAAGAGAAGAAAAUAUAGAAGAUAAAUCAACUAACGAUGAUGCUAAGAAUAGAUGAACAGUAAGAAUAAAUCUAGUUUAAGAAUAAAAUUGGCGCUAUAGUGAUAGUAAUGUCGAAUUUUUGAGCAUGUUUUAUUUUUCUUCUACACCCAAUUUGGCAAGUCUCAAUAUAAUAAUUGUCUUCUUUAUAGUAACAACGUAAGUUAUAAGCAUGUUAAAAUUUUUUAAUUGCAAAAUUGAUCGACACUAGUUCUUAGGAUCCUCUUCUAUUAUUAUGCAUGUAAUGUUGUUAAUUUAUGUAAAUGUUGAUUAUGCUAUUCAGGUAAACACUUCACAAUCUUUAUCUAUUGCUGCUGAACCACAGCGUUACUUAAGUCUUGUGAAAAACCUUGAUAUUACCCGUUGUACACAAAAUGCGUUAUGGGUCGAAUGUAAUACCACUUUUUUCUAGAUAAUGGAGCCACAGGGAAGUAGAAAGUAUUUGGAUAAAAUGAUGGAAUACUAUAAAACACAGACCUCUUCCGCUGUGGUUUGGUAGAUAAUAAGGCGGCUGUGGACCAAUCUAACGAAUAUGGGGCAGAAUAACGCUUGCGUAAAUGUUUGGCAAUGAAUGCGUAUAAAGGCACAUUUAGUUAAAAGCGUCUUCCCAUAGUUCGUGUUUUUAUUAAUUUAUUAUUUGGAAAUUGUAUCAAUAAAUAUGAUAAGUAACAGGUGACAAUGCUAAUUGUAAAUCUCCAUAAGUAACACAAAACAAGAAACUAAAAACUUUGUUAUUAAAAUGUAAACAAUAUAGGUACACGUGCCAAUGGACGAAAAACGAUAAAUAUUUAAUCGCAUACAGCUCAAUCAACUGCAUGCACUGUUAUACAGGAAACCAAACAAUGAGAGGUGGAUAAUUAGGUAAAAUAUUGCUUAGUAAAUAUACGUUGGUACUGAACAGACCGAGUAUCUACUAUGUUCAUUAUUAUUAUGAAAUAGCUGGGCGUUGGCUGUCUCCGGCCGUGCGGGCAAAAUCCAUAAAAUCAUGGACUGUGAGGACGCAUGCAUAUGUUAUAACAUGAUCGAACGUUAUUACGCGCUUAAAUAAGUGACUGGCAAGAAGAUUAAUUUAAGAAAACUUUAUUCGAACUGACAAAGUGACUGCUUAGUUCUAAUAAUAGACAAUAAUAGAUCUUAUAACUACAGAGUUUAUUAUAUUAUUUUAUUCAUUUGCCAGCAUGCGAGCAACUGGCACAGUUAGGCGUGCUGACAAAACGGAAGGAGCCACGUUCAUUAACCUUAACUCAUCACCCCCACGUGAGGAAUUAUCUGAGGUUGACGAUGAAACCUUCAGAGAGUUCCGUAAGGGUGGAAUAUUAUUAUAGAAUUUGAUACAGACAAAACCUAAUACUACCAUAAUUAGAAAAAUAUAAAGCACUAAAGUUCCCUCACUUAUUUUGUAGCUCACUAUAUAGUCAAGGUCCGCCGGCUCGUCGUCACUAUCACUUUUUUUAUGGAGAAUGCUAUUCACUCCACUGAAGUCAAUUUCUCGAAGAUCCUACCGGCUGCGCCGAAUAACUGUUUAGAAGAUUAGUAUAAAAAAAACUUUAUUCAAACUGACGGAGUGACUGCUUAGUUCGAAUAAUAGACAAUAAUCGAUAUUGAAACUAAUUUGUAGCGUUUAUAUAAUUAUUUUAUUCAUUUGUCAGCAUGCGAGCAACUGGCACAGUUAGGCGUGCUGACAAUACGGAAGGAGCCACGUUCAUUAAGCUUAAUUCGCGCGUAAUUUCGGAGGCGUGUUUUCGCUCCAAUAGUUUAAUGAAACUGGAUUAUGUAUACAUUUGUAAAUGAUAUUUUGUGUUCAUAAUUUAUACGUUAUUUUAUACUUGUUUGUUGUGUGUAAAUAAAGGCUU
Molecule: messenger RNA, 5375 nt
Organism: Hyposmocoma kahamanoa
Lineage: Eukaryota; Metazoa; Arthropoda; Insecta; Lepidoptera; Cosmopterigidae
Product: titin-like
Exons: 5
Coding region: 302-3541 (1079 amino acids)
Biological process (GO): potassium ion transmembrane transport; stabilization of membrane potential
Cellular component (GO): membrane
Molecular function (GO): potassium ion leak channel activity
Source: RefSeq, a predicted model, not a curated record